Messenger RNA from Falco peregrinus (peregrine falcon), 3011 nucleotides. It is a transcript of the gene BAIAP2, whose product is annotated as BAR/IMD domain containing adaptor protein 2. Gene Ontology annotation, cellular component: cytosol; nucleoplasm. NCBI's taxonomy places the organism in Eukaryota, Metazoa, Chordata, Aves, Falconiformes, Falconidae. Bases 54 to 1781 code for a protein of 575 amino acids. The record is from RefSeq and is a predicted model, not a curated record. The transcript is spliced from 15 exons. Gene Ontology annotation, biological process: plasma membrane organization; positive regulation of actin filament polymerization; actin crosslink formation. Gene Ontology annotation, molecular function: protein binding; cytoskeletal adaptor activity.
GCGGCCACGGCUCCGCGCUGCUUCUGCCGCUCCCCGGUGCUCGCCGCCCGCCCAUGGUGCUGCCCGGGCCGCCCAGCAUGUCCCGCUCCGAGGAGGUGCACCGGCUCACCGAGAAUGUCUACAAGACGAUCAUGGAGCAGUUCAAUCCCAGCCUCAGGAAUUUCAUUUCUAUGGGGAAGACCUAUGAAAAAGCCUUAGCAAGUAUGACAUAUGCAGCAAAAGGAUACUUUGAUGCUCUGGUUAAGAUGGGAGAGUUGGCCAGUGAAAGCCAGGGAUCUAAAGAAUUGGGAGAUGUGCUUUUCCAGAUGGCAGAGGUCCACAGGCAGAUCCAGAACCAGCUGGAGGAGAUGCUCAAGUCCUUCCACAACGAGCUCCUGACGCAGCUGGAGCAGAAGGUGGAGCUGGACUCCCGGUACCUGAGUGCUGCACUGAAAAAAUACCAGACGGAGCAAAGAAGCAAGGGGGACUCGCUCGACAAGUGCCAGGCAGAGCUGAAGAAACUUCGGAAGAAGAGCCAAGGCAGCAAAAACCCCCAGAAGUACUCUGACAAGGAGCUGCAGUACAUUGAAGCCAUCAGCAACAAGCAAGGUGAGCUGGAAAACUACGUCUCUGACGGCUAUAAGACAGCUCUUACAGAAGAGAGGAGACGGUUCUGCUUCCUGGUAGAGAAGCAGUGUGCAGUAGCAAAGAGUGCGAUCACUUACCAUGCCAAGGGGAAGGAGAUGCUGACGCAGAAGCUGCCACUGUGGCAGCAGUCCUGCUCGGAUCCCAACAAGAUCCCGGACCGUGCUAUACAGCUGAUGCAGCAGAUGGCUGCCAGCAGCAAUGGCACCAUUAUGCCCAGUCCUCUGUCUACAUCCAAAUCCAACCUCAUCAUCUCUGACCCCAUCCCUGGUGCCAAACCUCUCCCUGUUCCCCCGGAGCUGGCACCUUUUGUAGGACGCAUGUCGGCACAGGAGGCCAUGCCGGUGAUGAACGGAGUCUCAGGCCCAGACAGUGACGGGUACAACCAGUGGUCUGAGAUGAAGCCAGCACAGCCCAAAUCUUUAUCUCCUCCCCAGCCUCAGAAGCAGCUGAGUGACUCUUAUUCCAAUACACUCCCAGUUCGCAAAAACGUGCCACCAAAAAACAGCUACACAUCAGCUGAAAACAAGACACUGCCGCGCUCCAGCUCCAUGGCCGCAGGGCUCGAGAGGAAUGGCAGGACAAGGGUGCAGGCCAUUUUCUCUCAUGCUGCCGGAGAUAACAGCACCCUCCUGAGCUUCAAGGAGGGUGACCUCAUCACGCUGCUGGUGCCAGAGGCCAGGGACGGCUGGCAUUACGGGGAGAGCGAGAAAACAAAACUGAGGGGCUGGUUUCCUUUCUCCUACACGCGGGUCCUCGACAAUGAUGGCAGCGAGCGCGUCCACGCGAGCCUGCAGCAAGGGAAGAGCAGCAGCACCGGCAACUUGCUGGACAAGGACGACAUCGCCAUCCCGCCGCCCGACUACGGCAUGGCCUCCCAAGCCUUCCCGGCACAGGGCGUCAACACCUUCAAGCAGAGGCCGUACAGCGUGGCUGUGCCUGCCUUCUCCCAGGACUACCUAAUGCCCUAUGGGUGUGCAAUUAAAGACUAUUCCAGUGGCCUCUGCCAACCACCCUCGGCUCACUACAAACCUUACACUAGGUCGACAGCUGGUCUCGAUGACUACGGGACAAGGUCCGUCAGCAGAAACCCCUUUGCCAACGUCCAGCUGAAGCCAACGGUGACGAACGACCGCUCGGCUCCGCUCAUCAGCUGAUCCAGGAGCGCUGGCGCCCGCCGUGCCACGCGGCACUUGCUGCCACCUCCUCACCGCUGCAUGUCCGGCUUUCCAGGACUUCAUUUUUAGGCGGCGUUUAUUUAAUCCUGCUGCUUUGAAAGCCAAAGGCUAAACCUAGUGCCCUAGUUCUUGCUUCUCUAGACACAGCUUGUUCGUCUCGGUGGCAGAGGGUUCCACCGCUGCCAUGUAGCCUGUCCUUUGCCUGCGCAGAACUGGUGCCAUGGCAGCGUGUCCCCCAGCCGGGGUUGCUUCUAGGCUUGGCAGCAGCUCACCACAGCUGGGAGAACGGCCUCAAUCCCAGGGUGAGCUGUGCUUCGGGCUCGCGUGGGGUGGACUGGCAAUGGCAGCGGGGAGACGGUCCCCCUGCUCCCUCUGCCCGAUCAGGAGGGACCCCUGGGAUGGGCGGGAUAGCUGGGAUCCCCCAUGCAAGCCAAGGGGGCGGUGGGAGCUGUAGGCAGCUCCCAGGCUCCUGCAAGACCCCGGCUGCCCACCCCGGGCUGGGAAGCAGUGGGAUGCUGGCGGCGGGAUGCCAGCACUGCAGCCCCCGCCAGGAUGGGGCCAGUGCCGGUCCCAGAGGCCCUGCACCACCAGGUCUCUGUAUAUGGUAGGGUGUUACGGUACUGCUGUAAAAUAUAAGCUAGGAAAAAAAUACUUGUGGAGGUGAGGGCUCCGUUUAAGUGUGCCUUGGGGUGCCUGGGGCUGUGGGGUUCCCGGCAGAAGGGGCACCCUGCUCCCCUCGGACAGGCUCUCCCAUCCAGACCUUUGCUUGGCUCUUUGCUCUUCCUCUGUUACUAGGGCUGCAUGAGAAAGAGAUAGAUGUAGAUAAAUAUAUAUAUAUACUUGCUAAGCUUAUUGCUGGGGUGUGUGCCCACGAGCAAGCUGGCUCCUGGGCAGUUCCCGCAGCUCCCAGCUGCCGCUCGCUCCGAGCCGAGCCAGCGCGCCGGGGGUCGCACCCUUGCCAGAGCCAGGGAGAAGGGGGUUUCCAGGCAGGAACCGUGUCUCCUGCGGGUGGGCGGUGGUGUGCCAGGCAGCACAGGAGCACGGGGCGGGGGGCAAUGCCCUCAGAGGUUUUUGCCUUUUCCGUUAUAUUUGUCAUUUUGCACUUUUUAAUGGCUAGUGCACUGCGGGCCGGUGCUUUGCGGAGCCCAGAGAGCCCAGGCGUGGGGGUCGCUGCCUGUGGGAUUCCAUGCAGCCGGGGCUCUUCCCCAG